This is a messenger RNA of Cladocopium goreaui, 1006 nucleotides long. NCBI's taxonomy places the organism in Eukaryota, Dinophyceae, Suessiales, Symbiodiniaceae. The record is from the annotation of a GenBank genome assembly.
CUAACUUCAAUUUGUUUGAAAUGUGGCGAGCAUCGCUUCCUCGAGGCCGGCUGCGAACUUUGUUCCAGACCAAGGUUGUGAGGCAUGCAAGCAGCAGCCAGCCCACAGGGCUCUCCUCAAGACGCAUGGCAGGCAUUGCAGUAGGCUGUUUAGCAGCAGUUUCUGCCGGGGCCAUCUACGACUUGACCUCUCGUUGGGUUGGGAGACAAGAUGAUGAGGAGUGGCUUGAGGAUUGGGAAGAGGAACUGGCGGACGAAGCAGGAGUUCCCCCUGAGAUUGCAGCUUCUUUCGUUGUUGCAAGGGAGCUGCGACAAGCAAGCGAUCCACUCGUUGGGACAAGACACUUGAUUUUCGUCCGACAUGGGCAGCCGAGCGACGGCGUAGAGCAACUGUCGGAGAUAGGGCUGCAGCAAGCCGAGCUGACAGCAGUGAGGCUUGCGACCCAGAUCAAGGACGUGAAGUACAAGGAGUUGUUGCCGUGUUGCAGUGCCCAUGCGACACCUUCGUCCAAAAGUUCAUGCUGCGUAAGGGGUGGCUGGCAGGUGAUUUUUCAUUCUUCUGCAGAAGAAGCCAAAGCAACUGCAAAGAUCAUCAAGAAGAGUCUCGGCAAGGUCGCCUUGAAGGAGUCGCCCUUGCUGGCAGAAGGUGUCCCUUUGGUACCCAGCCCGGCUCCUGAAGUGUUGCGGGAGCUGCCAGCAGAGGCGCUUGUGGGUGAUAUGUCGAGAGCAGAGGGUGCCUUGAGGACACACUUGUGGCGGCCUGCUGGUGGCCCUGAAAGCAGUGCAGAGGUGAUCGUUGCUCAUGGAAACGUGAUCCGCUAUGUAAUUUGUCGGGCCUUGCAGCUCAAUCCAUCUGCAUGGUCGCGAUUUGCUGCUGGUCACGCCACAAUUUCCUGGCUCGAGAUCCAAAGUGAUGGACUUGUAAAACUUCGAGAAUUUGGCGGCUCUGGGCAUUUACCUCUUGAUAUUCGAACAUAUACUUAGUUAGAUUAAAAUUAUAACAAAAU